This is a messenger RNA of Folsomia candida, 1641 nucleotides long. RefSeq lists its product as uncharacterized. The record is from RefSeq and is a predicted model, not a curated record. NCBI's taxonomy places the organism in Eukaryota, Metazoa, Arthropoda, Collembola, Entomobryomorpha, Isotomidae. The coding region runs from base 1 to 1641 and encodes 546 amino acids. The transcript is spliced from 2 exons.
AUGGACUUCAGGAACGCCUUCAACGAAGUGAGACGAGACACACUUCUCCACGCCGUUAAGGAACAUUUGCCAUCUAUUUUCCCAUUUAUCUCCCAGUGCUACGCGUCAUCAUCAAGUCUUUUCUACGGGACCAUCCCCAUCCCUUCUCUCCUGGGUUGUCAACAGGGAGACCCCUUAGGCCCCGCCCUGUUCUCCCUUAUAAUUCAGCCAAUCGUCGCCGCGAUGGAGACAGAGCUCAAUAUAUGGUACCUCGACGAUGGCACUGUUGCAGACUCGCCUGCGAAAGUCCUUGCUUCCCUUGCAACGGUUUCAAGAAUGGGGGAGGAAGUGGGGCUUCAUUUGAACCAUGAAAAAUGCGAGUUAGGAAUCCUGGGGGCCGAUGUGGACACGACCAUCUCAAUACUACAACAAUUUCGAGAAGUGGCCCCCGGGAUUCAGCUGAUGUCCUUGGAGAGUGCGACACUCCUUGGCGCACCCAUCACGGAUCAAGCCAUCGGCGCUAUCUUGACCAACAAGACUGAACAGUUAGCCAAGCUAUCCCAACGGCUACGGCAACUUUCGUCCCACUCCGGUUUCUACCUCCUCCGAGCGUCCAUAUCCAUACCACGACUUAUCUACUUUCUCCGCUGUGCUCCCACAUGGAGAAACUUCAAUGCCCUCACCCACUACGACACGACGCUUAGGGACGUUUUAGAGGGAAUUUUGAACUGCUCACUCUCUGAGGAUGCUUGGAUGCAGUCCUCUCUACCCGUGAAAGAAGGUGGCCUUGGGGUUAGGCACUCUGUAGACGUGGCGAUACCGUGUUUUCUCGCGUCCGUCUACAGGGUCCUGCCCCUCAUGGAUCGUCUUCUUCCAGAGGAUAUGCGUGGCACUGAUGUCGCCAUCACAGAAGGAGAAGAACGCUGUGCACCCACGCCAGAGGAUACUGCUCGACUUCGUGCCCUCCGUGACCCGUACGCCGGCGCAUGGCUUAAUGCCCUACCCUCCCCCCAGCUUGGUACACACCUCCCUAACGAAUCGUUCCGUGUCGCCAUUGCCCUGCGCCUUGGAUGUGAUAUUUGCCAACCCCACAAGUGCCCAUGUGGGGCGCAAGUCACCGCGCGAGGCUACCAUGGUCUUUCCUGCCGCCGGAGUGCAGGUCGCUGGUCGCGCCACUCUCCACGCCACGCCCGGGCUCUCCGCUCAGCCGAAGUCCCGUGCAUCACUGAACCACCCGGUUGUUCACGCCAAGACGGGAAGCGACCGGACGGGAUGACUUUUGUCCCCUGGUCUCGAGGCAAAUCCCUUGUAUGGGACUACACCUGCGUGGACACGUAUGCCCCCAGUCACCUUUCUGACACAAUUCGCCACCAGGGCGCUGCAGCCAGCAAGGCAGAAGAGCGGAAGAAGAUGCAUUAUGCUUUUCUCCUCGACAGAUUCCUCUUUGUUCCUAUUGCGAUGGAGACAACGGGUGUGUGGGGGCAAGAGGGACUGUCCUUCAUAAAGGAAAUUGGGCAAAGAAUUGUGGCUCGAACCGGUCAGCCGAAUGCCGGCACAUUUUUACGUCAACGUCUCUCUCUCGCCACUCAGCGAGGAAAUGUCGCGUCAAUUCUAGGUACUCUUCCAGCAGGCAAAGAGCUGGACGAGAUUUACUAUUUUUAG